Zea mays is the source of this 1445-nucleotide messenger RNA. RefSeq lists its product as uncharacterized. The record is from RefSeq and is marked predicted. The coding region runs from base 268 to 750 and encodes 160 amino acids. The transcript has a single exon. Lineage: Eukaryota; Viridiplantae; Streptophyta; Magnoliopsida; Poales; Poaceae.
CCCGCAGCCGCCCUCGCCGGAUUUUUCUCAGCCGAGCUCGUCUUCUACGGCGCCGCCCCUGGGAGUCUUCAAAUAUCAGCCGUGCUUUGCUUCUUCUCCGUGGCCGGCGUCCUCUACCCCAUCCAUGGCCAGAGCUUCCUGUCCGACGCUCAGCCGAAGCCGCCCAGCCAAAGUCUCUUUCCUGGCCGCACGCCCAGCCCGCUCUCCUUCCUCUCAGCUCCGUGCUCUGCUCGGCCGGAUUUCCAUGACCGCGCCCAAGGUCCUCCCAUGGCGUCCGUCUUCCUGAGCUCACCCCUCUUGCUGUGCUGCUCGCCCCAGCUCGAAUUUCUCUCUGUGCGCGCGAGCUGCCAAACACGUUUCCCUGUGUCCUGGUUCGAGCUCGCCCCUUCGGUGUCCAUGGCCGCCCAGUCUCCACUCCCCAUUCCUGCCGUGGUCGACGCCUCUCCCUGCUCCACCUUCUUCCUUGUCGUGGCUGUUCCACAGCUCAGCUCUGCUCAAGCAGUUCCUAUGGCGCGCGCCCAGCCAGCCCUCCAUUUUUCCUCUGCUGCGCGCAGCUCGCCGAGCAGUCCCUGCGCGUUUCUCUCUCGCGCAGAUCUCUCUCCUUCCCGGCGUUUCUCUCUGUUGCUCCGCGCUAUAGCGACCGUCGGACCGAUCGUUCCCUGCGCGCCGACUUUCCUGUGCGCGCCAUUGGGAGCUCGUCAGCCACUGUUGGCUUAUCACAGAAUCCCCAACGUCGUCGACCUCGCUUAGCCAGUCGACCAUAGUCGCUGCCGCGCGCGCUUGUCCCUGAUGCCCAUCGCGCAGUAUUUGGGUCUUGCCGAUUGGCCGCUCUUGCCGCCGUUAAUUCCGCUUCGCAGCUCGCCUGCUGUUGUGGUGCUGACACCCCACAAUACUCGUGUCGGUGCAUCGUUGUCUGGGCGGGAGUUGUCGUCACUAGUUCGCUUUCGUCUAAAUUGUCACCACGGAUGCUUAAGUCUCUGGUCGCGCGUCUUUCUAUCUCGCGCUCGUGAGUUGGAAGCUCUGCACGUUCGUCGUCCUUUAGUCUUAGUUCAACCCCCACCUCGCCAGCUCGCUCCAGACACGCCUCAGUAAGAAAUUUCAAGAAACGGGUGAAGACGAAGCCAGCAGCGUGAUAUUCACCAAGUGCGCGACAAAAGUUCGUUUCGUCAAAAUUAUUUAGUCGAGGAGAAGAUCUUCAGCAAUUGAUUACCGAAGAAAGAAGACCCCUGGAUGACGUCAACCGGAACCGUAGUCGUGCUUGCGACUAUCGCGUCGAAUUAGUCAGGGUAAGCGAAUUUGUUAUUCAUAUUAACGGAUUGAUGGAUAGUUUGACUAGGUAAAAUAUUUAUUAGAUUGUCUGAGUCGCUUUGGUAAAUUGGUCGAUGCCGUAGGAUAAAAGAGGUCUCAGUAUUGCAGAAAUGUGGGUAUUAAAAAUGAAAGGUGAU